ACUGCAGAUCAACACAGGCCUGCUGUUUCAGGCAUCUUCACAAUGCCAUCCAACCUUCUCACACCCUUUCUGGAGCUGGAUGAUGAAUUUUGCAAGAGUUUUCAGAGUUUGGAUGUACAGGAUGGUUCAAGGCGAGCGGUCGGGUUCCAGCGCAGACACUCCCUGUGCCCGGUCACUCUGCCCAACUCCAAAUUCAACAUCGGUGGCGCAGACCCUACUACAGACGACCUGUGGUCACUCACUGGCAUCACCAGCCAGCCCUGGACCAGCGAGCAGCUCCCACGUUCCGCUCUGCAGCGCAUCCCAUUCCGUGCUGACCGCUCCAUCAGUAUGAUCGAAGGACACGUGAGCGGAGAGUCCACUCUACCGCCCCCACCUGGCCUGAGUCUGACCCCAUCCUCCCCGAGAGCGCUCACCCCAGUGUCGUUAACUGUGCCCGCCGUCUCGGCUCGUUACAAGACCGAACUGUGCCGCACGUACGAGGAAAGCGGGGUGUGCAAGUAUGGCGCAAAAUGCCAGUUCGCUCACGGCAUGGAGGAGCUGCGCGGAUUGAGCAGGCACCCCAAGUACAAAACCGAGCCGUGCCGCACCUUCCACACGGUGGGCUUCUGCCCCUACGGUGCGCGCUGCCACUUCAUCCACAACGCUGACGAGAUCCUGCAGCAGCAGCGCCAGGGCACCAGAGAUCGACCCCGCCUGUUACGCCAGAGCGUCAGCUUCGCAGGUUUCUCCUCCCGCCCCGCAGUGCCCGCUUUCCAAGCGCAACCGGACACGCUGGCGUUCAGCAGGGCGGCCUCCGUGUCCCCUCCUCCCUCCUCUUCACCCUCAUGUAGCCCUGAUCUGCCCUCACCCCAGCUCUUCCCUGAACCGGGGGCUUUGAAGUCAAGCUUCGGGUUUUCUGCUGAUCUCAGCGCGCUGGCGUUUGCCGGGAGACUGGCGGCACUCCAGCGCAGCGCGUCCGCGGACUCGCUCUCCGACCACGACGGCUACUCGAGCUCCGGGAGUCUGAGCGGCUGCGACUCACCCGAAGUGGAAAGCACCAGACGCCUGCCCAUCUUCAGCCGUCUGUCUAUUUCAGACGAUUAA
This is a messenger RNA of Trichomycterus rosablanca, 1086 nucleotides long. RefSeq names its product mRNA decay activator protein ZFP36L1-like. Lineage: Eukaryota; Metazoa; Chordata; Actinopteri; Siluriformes; Trichomycteridae. The transcript is spliced from 2 exons. Gene Ontology annotation, molecular function: mRNA binding; metal ion binding. The record is from RefSeq and is a predicted model, not a curated record. Bases 43 to 1086 code for a protein of 347 amino acids.